AAGACCCGGAAGCGCUGAUCAGAGUCCCAGAUUGCACAGUUCAGGGACUGUGGGCCGUUUCCCUGUCAGGUUUUGCUUUUGUAACGUGUUCAGAGCCACGGCCUGCAGACAUGUCGGCCGUUAGGCUGAUGAGGGCCAUCAGGGUGAGCCAGUUCGGGGCUCCGUCAGUCCUCCAGCUGUGCCCAGAUGUGGCUGUCCCGCAGCCCGCUCAGGGACAGGUUCUGAUCCGUGUCCACGCCUGUGGGGUGAACCCUGUGGAGACCUACAUCCGCUCUGGAGCCUAUUCCCGGAAGCCGGCUCUGCCCUACACGCCGGGGUCUGAUGUAGCCGGAGUGGUGGAGGCCGUUGGAGAGGGAGUCAGCGUGGUCAAGGAGCUUGUUGUGGCUUUGGCCCCUCCCAAAAACAUCCUGAGUGUUUUCCAGCCGGGCGACCGUGUGUUCACCACGGCAACCGAGUCCGGAGGCUAUGCAGAGUAUGCAGUAGCAGCAGAGGACAGCGUCCACCGGCUGCCCGGAGCUCUGGACUUCACACAGGGGGCGGCCAUCGGCAUACCGUACUUCACCGCCUACAGAGCUCUGGUUCAUAAAGCUCACGCCAGAGCUGGAGAGACCGUCCUCAUCCAUGGAGCCAGCGGGGGGGUGGGGGUUGCUGCCUGCCAGCUGUCCCGGGCUCUGGGCCUCCGGGUGCUGGGGACGGCGGGGACUCCGGGGGGGAUGCAGCUGGCUCUGGACAACGGAGCCCACAGGGCCUUCAACCACCGAGAGGAGGGCUACACCGACCAAAUCAUGGAGGCCACCGGGGGCCGCGGAGUGGACGUGAUCGUGGAGAUGCUGUCCAACGUGAACCUGAGCAGCGACCUGCAGAUGCUGGCACUCUCCGGGCGGGUGGCGGUUGUUGGCUCCAGAGGCCCCGUAGAGAUCAAUCCCCGGGACACCAUGGCCAAAGAGAGCUGCAUCAUGGGAGUGGCCCUCUUCUUUGCCACGCCGGGUGAGAAACAGGAGUGUGCGGCGCUGGUUGCCGCGGGGAUGGAGGCGGGCUGGCUGCGUCCGGCGGUGGGCUCCAGGUAUCCGCUGGGGGAGGCCGCCCGGGCCCACCACGACAUCAUCCAGUCAGCCGGGGCUGCUGGGAAAGUGGUCCUGCUCAUGGAGUAGCCUCGGCUGCAGCCUGGAGGAGCCUCCCACAUCCAAGUCGGCCAUUUUGAUUAGGUCAUGUGACUAG
Messenger RNA from Menidia menidia (Atlantic silverside), 1218 nucleotides. The record is from the annotation of a GenBank genome assembly. NCBI's taxonomy places the organism in Eukaryota, Metazoa, Chordata, Actinopteri, Atheriniformes, Atherinopsidae.